UCUCACUGUGGAAUCUCGCCCGUGUCUCGGUUUCCUCUUCUUCGUUUUUCUCCCUCCGCGUCGCCGUCCCUGACAGCCGCCAGGAUUCGCCUUGACUCGGCUGCUCUCUCCCGGGAUCCGUGCAUCGCUUUCACACCGUUGCCCCCGUUUGCCUUCCAGCUCGUGCAUUUUUGCUUUUGCGAAUCUCUCCUUCACAUCCACACAUGUGUGAACAGUUUAUCCCAGGGGAAGCUUCUGUUCGCCUCGGGAUUCACCUCCGCCCCCCGCCUCUCUCCCUUUUCGCCGGGAGCGCGCGACGGCCAUGUGACGCCGGUGUCUUUCUUGUCCUUUGCUUCGUCUGCGUUACGCCCAAGAGGGGAGAGAAGACCCUUCGUUUCGCGCCUCUUCCAGUUCCAUUCUUUCUUGUAGAGGGUGGCUUCACCGAAUCCAAGACCGCCGCCUGUCCAGACAGAGCUGGAGAGAGGGAGCACCUCGACUUCUCCGUCUGCGCGUCCUCUCUUGGUUGGCCUGCGUUCUGCGGGCGGUUCUUCCCAGCGUCGCGAAAGACGAGAGAUCUCUUUGCAAAUAUCUCGUUUCUUCAGCCACCGUGCAAGUCCACAUGCACCCCAAGUCUUCCCACGACUGGUGAGAUCCAGUCUCGCAGAGAGUCCUUUUCCCUCGGAGUGCAGCUCUCUUCGAAACCUCGACAUUCAAAAAAAAACUUCUGUUUCUGCUGCGUUGCUUUUUUGAAUACGCUUCUCGACACCUCCGUGUCAUUGUCAGGUUUCGAGACCCGCUUUUGGUGUAUCCACUGGUCCCUCUGUCCCCCUCCUGAACGGUGUGUGUCUGUUUUCCGUCGCAUGAGCUCCUCUGUUCUGUCUCUGCCUCGCUUUCUUGCCCUUGUUUUCUCUCUUCGGUCUCUCCUCUCCACCUGCGACUUCCCGCACUCACUCCUGCUUCUCCUCCGGUCAUGAACUCCGCCUUUCCUGCCUCGUUCUGGCCGCUGCCUCGCUGAUCCUCUCUCCUCAUCUGCCCCCCCUCCCUCCUUUCCCCCUUUCCUCCUUUCCUCCUCCUUUCCUCUUCGCCUUCGUUGCCGCCGUCGGUGGCGGUUCUUCCUUCUUGCCCUCCUACCAAUCCAGAGUCGGCAGAAUGACAAGCCACACAGAAGCGUCGCUGCCCGCGUCGUCUCGUCCAGCAGGUGGACAGACACCCGACGGCGCUCGCCGCGGCGGCCGAGGCAGAGACCGCGGCCAGGGCGCCUGCACCUCCACUGCCUCUCCAGAUUCUUCUCGCGCUUCUGCCGCUCCUGCCGCUCCUGCGCGAGGUUCCCGCGCUCGCGGACGCGGAAGACGAAACGUCGCCUACCGACCUGUCUCUUCUUGCUCUUCCGCCUCGAAGAACGAGCCUGCGUCCUUCGCGUACUUGCUGAGGGCUUUGUUCGAGCCGGACGAGUGUGCGGAAGCUUUGUUUGCCGAGGACGCAAACGGCCAAGUGCAUGCGCUUGCCCCCGCCGAGCAGGGAGGGGAGCGCAGCGAGGCGCUCGAGUGCAUUCUGUGUUACGAGACUUCUUCGUGUGUCGCCGUCGGCUGUUGCCAGCAUAUUUGUUGCUGGCUCUGCGCUUUGCGUCUUCGUCUCUUCCCACCCUUCAAUCGCGUCUGUCCAUUCUGCAAGGUCUCCACGCCUUUCCUCCUCCUGCUCUACCUGCCCUCUCUCGACGUCUCCUCAGACUCCCCGCGCUUCUCUGCUCUCCUCUCGCGCAACAGCCUUCCCUCGGUGCUCGCGCGCGGCUUCCUGGCGCCACCCUUCUUCACAGAAGCCGCUGCAGCGGCUCUGCCGACCCAUUUGCGCGACGAAGGCAGCGCGUUCUGCUUCUCUUCACCGGCAGUCCGCAGGCUCGUGGAGUGCGUCCUGCAGUGGCGCUGCUGGCUGCCUGCCUGUCGCGCCAAGUGGCUGCGCGACUUCGUCUUCUCCGACGACCAAGACCGACUUGAGCUGGACGUCCGGGAGGCUCUGCGGCAGAGAAAGGUCGCACAGAACGGGGAGGACGCGACGAAAACGAGGCGCGGCCGAGGCGCCGAGGCUACACGAGCUCGAGGCAACGCUAACGAAGCUGGAGGCGAAACGGGGACUUCUUCGACGCCUGCGUUUGCGUUUCCGGAGGCGACGUAUUCGCCAGACGGCCCUCUGCCCUUUGGGGUCUUCUCCUCGCUGCAGCAGUUGACUGUCCACACCCAGCAGAGUCACAACGGAGAGGCGUACUGCAAGGUCUGUGUGACAGGACGGCCGCAACUGCUUCUGCUCGAACAUCUGCUCUAUCCGGCGGCGCUGCUCGACGUUCACCUCCAGCGAAGCGACGCGGGAGCUGGAAAGACGGGGAAAGCCGACGCCCAGGUGUACGUCCACCCCAGGUGUCGCGUCUGUCGCGAGCGCUGUCUGGACGGAGACGCGCUGCUGCUGCACGUCAAGAACAAUCACUUUCACUGCGGCUUGUGCGAGGCGGAUGCGGCAAACGCAGGCGGCGGAGCUGGAGACGAAAGGAGAAACGGGCAAGGCCGGCGCGGCGGAGCUGGAGGUCGCCUCACCGCCGACGGGACUCAGAAGGAAGUCGCAGACCUCAUACCUGUGUAUGCGACGCUGCCUCUGCUCCAGCAACACUACCGCGAGCGCCACUACCCUUGUCCGCACACCGAGCACUGCCCGUUGACCGUUUUCCGCGAGCAGACGGAGCUCCUCGUUCACCUGGCGACCCGCCACGCAACGCCCUCUGCCUCGCUUUCUUCUUCUCGGCUCUGCGUCUCAGGCGCCGCGGCCUCCGCCUCGGCGCCAAGAGCCUCGAGCUCCGACGGCCUGGCGUCGAGCGGCUCGCGACUCUCUGUCCCUAUCGCCUUGUGCUUCAACUACCGGACGUACAAGCAGGAGCAGCAAAGCCGCCAGACUCAGGGAGACAGAAGAAGAGCAAACCGACACUCCAGAGGGCCUGCGCUCCUCGACUUGCCUCGCGAUCCAGAAGUCCCUCCUCCUUCGUCUUCGUCGUCUUCAUCUUCUUCGUAUGCUUUGUCUUCGUCGUCUUCGUCUUCUUCGUCUUCGUCUUCUUCGUCUUCAUUUUCUUCGUCUUCGUCGUCUUCAUCUUCUUCAUCUUCUUCAUCUUCUUCGUCUGCUUUGUCUUCAUCUUCUUCGUCUUCGUCUUCUUCAUCUUCUUCGUCUCCUUCGUCUUCGUCGUCUUCGUGUGUACGGACUGCGUCGCGAGGGCAAGAAGAGAGCGCGAGAGGAGAGAGACCUCAGGCGUUCCCCUUUCCGCCCGGUCUCGCGGUGCCGGUCUCCUCCUCUGGGAAGGCGCCCCAGUGUCUGCCUCCCGGCCUCGCUUUGGCAGCACAAGCCUCGCCGCAUGCAGGGACUUCUUCCGCCGUGUUGAUCGAGGGUCUCUGUCGCGCCCUCUCUUUCUCAGAAAAGGAGCAGCUGGCAGACGACUUGCACGCGGCGCAUGCAUAUGCCAGCGCGUUCUGGAGCGCUGACGCGCUCCGGUCGGAGGACGAGGCGAAGGCGUACCUCAGGCGCGCCUUCAGGUGUACAGACAGCCUAGGACCCGCGCAGCAGCAGCAGAUCCGAGACGCGCUGCGGCUGCUCCGGGAAGCCGAGAAGGCGCAUGCAGAGAAGACGGCGGCUGCAGAGGCGCGGGGAGCGGACGAGGCCGCGUCGAAGAACGCGUUUCUGUCGAAUGCUUUUGCGGUCUACGUGGCGCGUCUGGUCGCGGCGCUUUGGAGUUUCCCAAAAGAGGCUUCUGUCGCCUCUUGUCAGGCAAAGACGACGCCGAGCAUCGUCUUCCCUCCGAUCGUCGCUCAUGCGUCUUCUUCGUCAACUUCUUCAGGCCGAAAGGCGUCCCCGAUUUCUCCACCUUCCUCUUUCCUCGCUCGACUCCUGCUGCUCCUCGUCCUGGGAGCGGGGCCUGAGGCCUCGCCGCAGACGCGAAGCGCGGGCGAGAGAGGCGGGAGUGAAGCGUCGACUGAGCAGCGCGUGCAGCUGCUCCUCGAUGGCUUGAAGACGGCACUCGAGGCAGUGACGAGCUUCGUCUCCGCGAGCCUCGAGUCCACCAGCAAGGCUGACAGUGUCUCUCCGAAGGAAGGAACCGAACAGAGAGAGAGAGGCGAACGGGGAGGCGGCCAGAGAGGAGAGGAGGAAGGGAAGGACUUUCCUGGACGGCGUCACAGUGAGGAGGCAGGCGGCGCGGAGACGGCUCGAGACGAAAGGGAAGAGAAGAAGAGGGUGGAGCGAGAGAGGCGGGACCCAGCCGGUAUUCCCGAGUCGAAGAAGAGGAACUUCUUGCCUCUCUGGGAGGCGGACAGAGAAAACGUUGUGCUGGGUCCGGACAAGAACUACUUGCAGGCACUCACUUGGGUCGUCGAGCGCAUCUGUUGUCUCGAGGAGGAGGAAGAAGAGGAAGAAGACGACCGAGGAGGGAAGCAGUCUCUCGGUGUGCCUCAGCAACUGAAGAAGGGAGGGAGACAGCGCGGCGGUCGACUGCCGCAGAACCGCAUGCAGCCGCCCAAGCGCGCAGCGUGGAACGUCGAGGCCGAGCACAGUGGAGACAAGCGCAUGUCGCACCAGCAAAAGAAAAAGGGGAAGGAACGCGCAGACCUUCAGGCCGCCCUCAGAGAUGCUGUCGCCCUGCGGACCCAGCCCGAACUGCAGCAGCUGGCUCUCCUCUCCCGCGACCUUGCGCCCUUCAUUCAAAGCACGCGUCUGUUGGAAGACAUCCAGGCCCUUGGGCCAACGUUUUAUCGCUUGAGAGCGAGUGUGGACCAAGGAGGCGCCGUCGCCUGCUGGUUCGAGCGCUGUCAGGCAGCGCUCGGCCCGAUCACGGACGACGAGGCGCGAACUCUCCUGCUCUACCUUCGAGCUGCGGCGACUCAGCAGCCCCAGCGUGAGCAGCUGGAAGAGUUUCCCUCGCUCUACUCAACCGCGCCGCCAGCCGCCGCCCGGGGCGCUUCGGCAGCCCCGCGAAGGAAGGAAGGAGCUUCUCAAGGAGUCUGGGUCCGCCCCGGCGCUGGGUCUUCUCCCUUCGACGCCGCUAGCCGGUCGACCCAUUUCCCUGCCCUUCCUUCUGCUCCCCAAAGAGCUUCUUCUCCGCAAGCGAAGCCCAGAAAUCUCUGGACGAGCUCCGCCGCGCUUCCCUCGAGUCCUUCUUCUGCCUCUUCGUCUUCUUCGUCUUCUCCUCCUUCGUCUUCUUCUGCGAGGACUGCUGGUUGGUCUUCUUCUUCCGCUGCGUACCCGCCUUUGCCUGCGCCUCCUCCUGACACAAACAGCUCUUUUUCUGUCAAGAAGGAAGGCCAAGGAGGUCCACGAGACUCGCGAGCGGGAGGCGCCAACGUCUGGGGUCGCAGCGACUUCCGCGCGGAAGCAGAAGAAACAGAAGAGGAGAAGAUUUCCUGCCCGGCGUGUACAUACGCCAACGCGUCGACCCGGACUGCCUGUCAGUUGUGCGGUCACACCUUGAGUGCGAAGAAGGGAGGAAAGGGGAAGCGAACGUUGCUUCACUUCGGAUAGCGUUCGGAACUGUCGGCAAGAGCACAACGGCGACAGCCAGUGCAGAGUGUCUCCGAGAGCGUCCUCACUUCCAGAGAAGCUUUCUCGGCAGAAAGAGCCUUUCUUUUGUCUCUCUCCCGGAGCGCUCGCUCUCCCCACGCAAAGCGUUGCGUCCCGCGGACUCGCGCUUCACGAAACCAAAAGCGUGAACAGAGGCGUAGAGCUGGAGACCCAGACAAAGACACAGGAGACUCGAAAAGAGCUCCGCAAGAAGUCCGGAACAAGGAAAGGCGGCGGCUGCGGGGAAGGCCAACACCCGCGCGCGAACAGCGGGUGCCUGCGAAGGGAAAAAGAGGUUAUGGAUGUCCGUAUGAGCAUGUCGGGCAAUUGUGCAUGUGUGUAAAAACGCAGCUGAAAUCCGUUGAACACGGCUGGAUAGAGGGCUUCCAGUUCGGCUUGUCUGAGUACUUGUGUGUGUGUGUGUGUGUUUGUACGGUGGCAAAGCGGUGCCUACAUUGAGAGGGACCCGCGAGGAAGAAGAUCUUUCGCCUUCUCGUUCGCUCACGCGUAAAACAAGUUGCGUCACAACCGCGGAUUCUACAAAUGUGUGUGCUGGGCAUCACCACAGUCCUUCACGCACUCAACGUGAAGCUCAUGAAACGCUCAGUAGAACUUCGACCCAGC
Toxoplasma gondii ME49 is the source of this 6183-nucleotide messenger RNA. RefSeq lists its product as hypothetical. The coding region runs from base 1129 to 5520 and encodes 1463 amino acids. The record is from RefSeq and is a predicted model, not a curated record. The transcript is spliced from 7 exons. NCBI's taxonomy places the organism in Eukaryota, Apicomplexa, Conoidasida, Eucoccidiorida, Sarcocystidae. Gene Ontology annotation, biological process: rescue of stalled cytosolic ribosome; protein ubiquitination. Gene Ontology annotation, molecular function: ubiquitin protein ligase activity; ribosome binding.